Porites evermanni is the source of this 921-nucleotide messenger RNA. The record is from the annotation of a GenBank genome assembly. Lineage: Eukaryota; Metazoa; Cnidaria; Anthozoa; Scleractinia; Poritidae.
AUGUGCCCAAGUUCUGGAUUCAUGGCUAACAGCUUUCGCUGGUUGGGUAAAAGAGUUUUCAAUCAUGUUUGGCAACAAAUUUGGCAAAACUCCCCACGCACAAGUUCUGCCAUAAGGAUUCCUCACUGUAGUGGAUAUUUUUGGCGCGAGGAGGAUGAAGAAAUAAGAAGAAACCUGGAGAUUCUUUGCAAAGGAGAGGUGUCCUCCGUAGUAAAAACUCUCUUAUUACAUGGACCAUCGGGAUACGGAAAACUAUAUUCAGCCGCCAAUCUGAUGCACACACUUUACACAAGACCAAUAUCAAAUGUUUUCUUGUCAAAAACUGAUCAAGGAAAAUUUAAAACAAUUUUCCUGAAGGAAGUGCCGAUAAAGUGGACUCUAGAUGCAACAAGCAAGAGGACCUUGUUCGAGAGUUAUCGCAGUCUUGCUAAAGAAAUUGGGUUAACCGAAGAGGCUAAAGCUGCCAAUUCAGAAAUCGCACUUUACAGUAGGACACCAGAAGGGAGGCAACAUCAAAUGAACCUGCAACAUCAUUAUCAAAAGGAUGCUUAUGAUGAAGCUUUGAAACAAAUAUACGAAGACGUUAUGAAGAGGCUCAGAGAACAAAGUUCCUGGGUGCUUUUGGUCGAAGGACCCCCUGAAAAGGUAGCUGCUCUUCGAAACUAUUGGCCACAACCAGGUGAUCGCGGGUCUGGAAAUGGUCUGGUCAUAAUAACAACGCAUUAUCCAUCGAUUUUACCCUUUGAAAAUGCGGAUGAUUCUACUUUGCAGAGAGUGCACAUUGGAGAAAUGACAUACAAGGAUGCAGUUGACUUUCUUGUGAAAAAAACGGGCAUGGCAUCCUCCGGAAGUGACGCAAAGUAUGCUAAAGAUAUAGCCAUCAAAAUGCUAAAGUGCAAUCCCCAAUAUAUAGCAAUGUGA